AUGCGCCCUGAAGUCCUUAACCAAUUUGCACCUGAAUUACUUAAACGCCUAACAGAAAGAAAGAAAAGAAUUCAAGCACGUCAACGACUUUGGAAUGGAUAUAAUUUUAACGACGAACAGGUCACUGCAUUAAUUCCUUUUCAGAAAGGUGGUCGGAGUAAAGUGGAGUCGUGCCUAAUACUCCUGUUACCCUCAAGAAAUGGAAUCGGAGGGGGUACAGUGAAUGAGGUCCAGCACAUUGUUCAGGACAAUCUUAAUGAAACGGAAGUAAAAGCUUUAUCUAAGGCCUUAGUUGAAUCAGCCACAAGUGCUACUUCUGCUUCAUCACGCCUCUCCAGACUUCAAAGAGAACUGCACAAGCUCGAUAUCCCAGAAAAAAUAAUCUCUGCUACAUUAGAUCCUGAAACAACCCGAUUAGCCAAUGAAGAACAAAAGAAAAAGAUUUUACUUCGUGAAAAUGAAGGGAUCGAUUAUCCAGAGCACUUGCAUUAG
Molecule: messenger RNA, 492 nt
Organism: Rhizophagus irregularis DAOM 181602=DAOM 197198
Lineage: Eukaryota; Fungi; Glomeromycota; Glomeromycetes; Glomerales; Glomeraceae
Source: RefSeq, a predicted model, not a curated record